Pocillopora verrucosa is the source of this 729-nucleotide messenger RNA. Its product is annotated as microfibril-associated glycoprotein 4-like. NCBI's taxonomy places the organism in Eukaryota, Metazoa, Cnidaria, Anthozoa, Scleractinia, Pocilloporidae. The record is from RefSeq and is a predicted model, not a curated record.
UUCACCAAUAAAGGUUUUCGUUGUGUUUGUCGUGAUGGAUUCACAGGGGAGAACUGCCAAUUUCGAGCUUUUAAGAAAAAUUGUGCUGAGAUUUUCAAUGCUGGGGAAAGAAGAGAUGGUAUGUAUACCAUUAAACCUGAUAAUCUGCCGGGCUUUGAUGUAUUCUGUGACCUAACAACAGCUGGUGGAGGGUGGACGGUGUUCCAGAAGAGACUGGAUGGUUCGGUUGACUUCUACCUCAAUUGGAUAGACUAUAAACACGGAUUCGGAGAUCUAAACGGUGGAUUCUGGCUGGGACUGGACAAGAUUCAUCGCCUGACCUCUGAUAAUAACAACGUGCUGCGUGUAGACUUGGAAGACUUUGAAGGAAGUCAUACCUAUGCUGAGUAUAAGAUGUUUGGUGUCAAAAGUGAAAAUGAUAAGUACAAGCUAAUCCUUGGUUCUUAUUCAGGAAAUUCUGGUGACUCUCUUGCUGUACAUCGCGGUAUGCCAUUCACCACCAGAGAUCAAGAUAAUGAUAAAGGUAAUGAUAAUCAUGGAGGUCUCAACUGCGCCAUUAAGUUCAAAGGAGCCUGGUGGUACAAGAAUUGUCACCGCUCAAAUCUUAAUGGUUUAUAUCUUCGUGGAAGUCAUUCCUCCUUUGCUGAUGGAGUGAACUGGAAAGACUGGAAAGGACAUUAUUACUCUCUAAAGAGAACCGAGAUGAAAAUAAGACCAGUGGAUUUCUGA